UCUAUAUCUGUAGUCAUUGAAACAAGUUAGGGAAAAUGGCUGAUGAUACAUUGGGUCAUGUUUUGACAAUUUUACUUGUUUGAUUACGGUUGUUGGGAAAACGUCUGUUAUAUUUUAAAGUAUGAUUUCGAUUAUACCGUGAGGUACGUAUUUUAAUGAAGACUGAAAGUAUCUAUCGAUACGUGGAUUUGAGCUGAUCAAGAAAAAUCUUGUUAAAACUUGUCUGGACGUGUUUCAAGUAGCUGCCAUUAAGAAAUUACUCAUUAUGAAUAUGUGAAGUAAUUCUUGAAUAACUUUUCUGAAGAAAUUAUAUUAUAGGAUUUUUAUACUAUUGAUGAUCAAAAAAUUCAUUGGUUGGUAGACUUAUGUGAUAUAAUAAGAUGAUAUUGUAUAAUGUGAAAUUGUGCAUAAGAUUUUUAUAAGAGAAAACUACAAAUGAAAUACUUUUGAGGCAAUAAAAUGCCUGUCAAUCCAUUUAAUAAUGGGACAGCAUUUCGCUAGUCUCAGAGAAUUUUUUAGAAUGGAUAGUGAAAGGCAGUCUUCCGAAGUGUGUGCUAAUGUUAUUCAGUCUGCACAAUUAGAAAUGAUGAAUCAGGAUGGUACAAAAGGUUUACAUGAUAAUGAAAAUAAUGGAAAUGUACCUGCAUUGAAUUCAAAUUUAAUUCUACAAGAAGAAUGCAAGGUGGAUGGAAAUUUGGACAAUGAUCGUCUACACUUAGAUCUAGAUAAUCAUAACUCUAGAUUUGAAACAUUGUACAGUCAACCAGUUGAUGCUCAGGACUCAAAGCAAAAUUGUAGCAAUGGAAAUUUUGCUACUGAGAUAUGUUUCAAGCUACAGGAGGCAUGUUGCAGUAGUUCUGGGUGUAGUAAUACUAGCACAAGUUCAGAAGAUAGUCCUGUGAAUCCUCCUUUGAGGAGAUCUUCUAAAACGUUAUCGUUUGGAAAACGAAAAGGUAAACAACGUAAUAAGGAUCAAAGUCCAGUUUGUACCCAUGUCUUGUCUUCAAAAAAGAAACGAAGUAGUUGGGUACUGAAAUUUAACUGUGCUAAAAGUAAAGGUUCUAAAAGCACAGAUAUUAUUUCUGGUCAAGGAAAUAGUAGUUCAGAUUGUGUGUGCACUGGUUAUAGAAGAACCGAAGAACCUCCUAUGGAAGCUAGCGUCAUGUUUAAUAGUCGAUCUGCUCCGCAAAGUCCAAUACUUGGACCUCUUCCACCCAGUCCUGUAAUUGAUCUUUCAAGAUUUAAUCCAGAGGAAUUUCCAAUGGAGGACUGUGACGAAAGAGCUCGAUUACAACGGGCACGAGAAAUAGAGGAAGGCGUUGAACCUCCUCCUGGUUAUAAACCUAACCUUUCAGGGAUUCAAGUACACCCAAAUGGAAUAACAGUGGACAGUUUAGCAGCUUUAUUCCAAGCACACGCUGGUAUACAUGCUGCUGCUCUCACAGCCUUAUCACAAAUUGAUUUUGCCUUAAUGUCUACUAUCGAAAGGCCAGCACAUACGCAGGUCGAUUAUGUACAUUGUCUUGUGCCAGAUCUUAAAUCAAUUACAGCUUGUUCUUUCUAUUGGGGAAAAAUGGAUAGAUACGAAGCUGAACGUUUGUUAGAAGGUAAACAAGAAGGCACAUUCUUGUUGCGAGAUUCAGCCCAAGAGGAAUUUUUGUUCUCUGUUAGUUUCCGAAAAUAUGGACGAUCUCUGCAUGCCCGCAUUGAACAAUGGAAUCAUAAAUUUAGUUUCGAUUCGCAUGACCCAGGAGUUUAUGCAUCGGAAACGGUAUGUGGUUUAAUAGAACACUAUAAGGAUCCAUCUUGUGGUAUGUUUUUCGAACCUAUGCUUACGAUACCAUUGCAUCGAAAUUUCGCUUUCCCUUUACAACAUUUAUGUCGAGCGGUAAUUACCACACGGACGACGUACGAUGGUAUAAAUAAGUUGCAGUUGCCAAAGACGCUUAAAAGCUAUCUCAAGGAAUAUCAUUACAAGCAAAGGGUACGAGUUAGGCGAUUAGAUACUGAAAAUGAUUUACAAUCAGAUGAAAAAUCCAUAUCAUAUUUACCUUUAAUAUGAAUCUCUGUAUUCAUAUUCAAUAGAGUCGACAUUAUUUUAUUGAUCUUGCAUUCGUGUCUAUUACUUUACUGCAGUCAUACAUAUAUGGCAUAUGUACAGUAGCGGGACUAACAUCAGUAUACGGAGUAUCGAUACUUAUAUAAAUAAAUGUAUCAAUUUUUCGUAAGCGUUGCAAAAUUUAAGAAAUAAUAUUUUCUUUUCUAAUGGUAUCCGUCCUUUAUUUUUCUCGUUUUUAAAUUUCCUUUUAAGGAAUUGUUACAGCCUUGCGAUUAUAUUUACAUUCCUAUAAUAAGUAUCGAUAAUUUCAAACGUAACGAUUAAUUUAAAAGAUUGUAAGAAUAAGUGAUGAUGUGGGCCCACUACUUUCGUAUGCGCAGUAUUACAAUGUUGAAGAUCGAAAUUUUUUGAAAUAUUUCAUUCAACAAAGAAAUCGCAAUACUAGCAAGUAAAUCUUACAUAUUCCACAUAAAAGGAAAGAACCCAAGUACAUAUAAUUGAAACAGUAGUUAACAUUUUCACUUUAUCAUCAUGUCUUACUAUUUACAUCACAAACAUACAAGUGCAUUGAGUUAAACACAAUAACAUGUAAAUACCUUAUAACAGCAGCUUGAAACACACGACGUAUUAUAAGUUUUAUAUAUUUUAGUAGUUAAAUUUUUUCUUACUAAGUUUUUCGUAAUUUAAUUUUGAUUGAUAUUCGUUUGAAACUAUAAGUUAGUUUAUAUCUUUGUGCUUAGAAGAAAUUGAAAAUGUUAAAAUUUCUAAUACUCUAUUUUCGAGUACAUUCGAUGAAUUAAGGUUUUUUAGGAAAUCUGAUUUGUAUCACUCUCUUUGUGCCUACUUAUUACAUGAAACAUGAUUCAUAUUGAAAACUAUCAGUGUUCGUGUUUAUCAUUAUUAAAUAAAAA
This is a messenger RNA of Osmia lignaria (orchard mason bee), 2970 nucleotides long. It is a transcript of the gene Socs36E, whose product is annotated as Suppressor of cytokine signaling at 36E. Gene Ontology annotation, molecular function: 1-phosphatidylinositol-3-kinase regulator activity. Lineage: Eukaryota; Metazoa; Arthropoda; Insecta; Hymenoptera; Megachilidae. The record is from RefSeq and is a predicted model, not a curated record. Gene Ontology annotation, biological process: intracellular signal transduction; phosphatidylinositol phosphate biosynthetic process. Gene Ontology annotation, cellular component: phosphatidylinositol 3-kinase complex.